AAAACCACUGCACACGCUUUAUGGUGGAAAUACUAAGUGGUAUGACUCCACUUUCUUUGUUCAAACUGCAAAGGAAUGGAACAUGCUUCCUGAGUCUGUGUACCCCGUCGAGUUCAAUCUAUGGGUCUUUAAAGAGAACAGAUACCUUCUAGAAAAGAGUGCUCCAUUGUAGACUACGUCCACACUUACAAACAGGCGAUAUUCUCUGAAAGUCCUCCCAAUGAAUCCACCGGAGUGAUUAAAUAUUUUGGCCUAUAACUUUAUGAAUAAAAAAUCACAAUUGUCAAAUUUGACAUUGAUUAUGACAGUGAAAAUCUAAUCUAGAAAUUAGAACCGUACGUAUUCCAAAUUCCGAUUUACAUAAAUUAUAUUUUUUGUUAUCAUGUAUUGAUAUGGUUAUAGGAAACAAAAGAUGAAUAAAGUCAGUCUUUCUAUAAUUUUAUUAUGUACCUAAUGCAUUUGGAAUAAAUUUUUUCCAUUUUCUAUUCAACGAGUAGGUACGGGAAAAGCGAUUCAUAUAGAAAUCCUACUAGGUACUUAUUAUCUCAUGCUCAAAAGUCAAUAUGGACUACGAUUAUCUGAUUAAAUUACUGUGCGUUGGUGAUUCUGGAGUUGGAAAAACAAGUUUUCUUUAUAAAUACACUGAUGGAGUUUUUCACACCCAGUUUAUAUCAACUGUGGGUAUCGACUUCCGUGAAAAAACUGUGAUCUAUCAACAAAAUGGGAGACAACAUCGCAUACAUCUUCAACUGUGGGACACAGCAGGGCAAGAAAGAUUCAGGAGUCUGACAACAGCUUUCUACCGUGAUGCCAUGGGGUUUUUGCUGUUGUUUGAUUUGACCAAUGAAGCAUCCUUCCUAGAAGUGAGAAAUUGGAUUGAGCAAUUGAAGACCCACAGUUUAAGUGAUGACCCAGAUAUUGUAUUAUGCGGCCACAAGUGUGAUCUUCAAGAAAAGAGACUGGUUAAUCCGAACCGAGCCAAGGAGUUUGCUAAGAACUACAACUUGCCAUACUUGGAGACGAGUGCUAAGACCGGACAGAACAUUGAUCGGGCAAUUGAAAUUCUGCUGGAUAAAGUUAUGUUCAGAAUGGAAUCAUCAGUGGAAUACGCGAUGCUCUGCGCGACCGGACGACGCCGUCAAUCUUUACAGAAGCUGCAAGCGAAACAGGAAAACAAAUUUUGCUCUUGCUAAACAAUUAUCUGACAUUUUACACAUUCCAAUUGUAUACCAUUUUACAUUUAACUUGAAACUAUUGACUUCCUUAGAGCGACAGGGUUUGAAGUUUUGCCAAAAUGCAAAGAUUUUUUUGCAGUAUAAUAUCAUUUUUGGCUUGAGUUGCAUUAGAUAAGAAUUUAAAAAAAGAGUACGGAAAUGUUUUUUUGUGUCAAAUCGUGGCUAUAUUGUCUUCCCGGCGAAAGAGGUAAUUAUUUAUAUUAAGAGAAGCUAAAAUGAAAUGAAAAUAUGUUUAGCAAAUAACAUAAUUGAAAGUUAUAUCUCUAUGUUAAAAGUCUUUCUUAAAAUUUCAAAAAGUUUCUUAAAAUUUAUAAAAACUAUGGCUGGUUGGAUCCAUCCUUUAAUGAGAAUUAUUGUUUUUUCAGUAUUUGUUCUUAUAUAAUUAAGGGAGCAUUUACGCCAAAUAUUCUUAAUAACUUAUACGAAGCCAUUUUAUAAAAUUAUAGUAAUUUAUAAACUAUAUAUUUAUUGCUAAGAAUAAACAGCAUUUACGUAUUUACUAUUAUAAAUAUCCAUCUAAAGAUUGAUCAUAGAGAAAAUUAAAAACAAAAAUUUUUUUUUGGAAAAUUUUAAUGGACUGAUAUUAAUUUUCGUAGAAAGUUUUCGAUAUAUUAUAAAAUUUACAUAGAUCUCGUCAUUUACCAAAGAUUAGUAGGUUUAAGAUAUCAAUUUAUUAUUAAGAAAUGAGGGUAGCCUUCGACAGUAUGCAUUCCACUUUUUGGUUUCGGAUAUGUUAAUUUAGAAUUAUUUCAGUUAGCGCACACAUAAUUUUAGUGUGUAUCUAUUAAGUAGCGUUGUUUGUUUUUUGUUUAUUAAAGGCGACGUAUCUUAUAGAAUAAGUUAUAUAACACCUUUAAUUUUGAGAAGUGUUCACUUUUUUUUAUUCUACAAUUUAAUUUAUUUUAAAAUAAAAAGGUCUGAAAUUAUGAAUUUCUUUAAGCCAUAAUAUAAUAAAAUUCAGGGUAACACUAGUCAUAUGACUUUGGAGAUCUUUAUCGUUUGUUAUAAAAUAUUAUUUAUAUUAAUAAGUAAUUAUGUAUUAUUAAUUGGAGUAAUUUUCAAUUACACAUUUGAGUUGCACAAAGCUUUUGGGCAUUUUAUAUAUUCCUUUUACAAAGCAUAGUGUGGUUCAAAAGUAACCUUAAAUUAAAUAGACUAACGCCCGUCCCCCACAUGCACGAAUACGCAAACCCACAUUUGUAGGAAUGUAGGAUGACAGUUGCAAAUGUUUCCUUCAUACUUGACUGCAAACAUUUGUAUAUUGUAAGAAUGUUUGCACUCAGAUGAGUGACCCUGGUUUUAAUGUGCUUAUCAAUACAUAGUAUAAAAUGAAGUCUUUUUCCGCAGUGCGUGUAUCUUUGUGCUAAGAUCUUUAAAAUUACGCAACAGAUUUUGAAAGGAUUUGUCAAUAGAUAGACUGAUUCAAAGGGAAGGUUUAUAUGUAUAAUAACAUAGAAAAAGGAGUGUGGAAAUGAAUUUUACUCUGAAUUUAACGCUUGAGAAACCGACAUAAGCUAGUGUUCAAUGGUACGGAAAUACAUGUUUGUAAAAAUGUGUCUAUUUGUUUUAAUAUUUCUUACUUAUAGCUUGUGUAUUGUGAAGUACAUAUUACUACAAUCGAUUCCAUACAACUUUAAAUGAAUUUCGGAAAAGGGAACUUUUGAACCAGACUAGUCAGGAAAUUUUAUAAUAAUUAAUGUUUAUUUGUGUAUACGUAUUAAGUAAAUGUUUAUUAAUAUUUAAAUAUUAUCUGACUGUUUGCCUUUUAGAAUUCUUUAUAUGCGCUAAUAAAGUCUAGCUUUGAAAAUAUGAGCUAUUUGUGAAAGGGCCUCUUAAGGUAAAUUUACCUUACUAUACUGAUUAUAGCUAAUUAGCUAAUUUAUGUUUCGACACACUCUUUCUUUCGUCUAAUUUUGUGAGAGUGAACGAGACAACAAUAACACAGUUAAGAUAAAAUUUAAAUAGUGAGACUUCUAUGUAGAUAUUUUCUGAUGUGCCUGAUCUAUUUGCUAGAAUAUACUUUAUAUAGAAUAAAAAUUCCCAGGCACACAUAGCCUUUCUGUUUAUUUAAUUUCAUAAUAUUUUAAUGUUUGCUUGCCUUUUCCUAUUGUCGUAGUGUUUUUAAUUUUACAUUUAUGCAAGUAUGAUACAGGGCAUAUUAUUACAAUAUGUGGUCAAACUAGUCAUAACUCAAUAUAUAUUAUCUUUAUAAUAAUAGACCACCUGCAUCCAUAGUUUUAAAAUUAAAACUAGGCAAUUCAAAAUUAAUGUCAUAUCACGUGUUUUUUACAUUACAAAUUUUAAUAAUGUUAUCAUAAUUGUGUGUUUAAAGUUAUAAAAUAUAUCUAUUUACAUUAAAAACACUAAAUAAAAUUGCUUUGGGGUAAAAAAUCCUGUCUUGGAUUAGGAAUUUUUAGCGAUUUAUAUAUAUGUAUGUGCUUUAGAUACUUUAUUCGCUUUAUCUAGAGACCGAAAUAAUGGAAUUCCUAUUUUUUUAAACCUACAAUAAUUAAGUCAAUAUAUUUCGAAUAAUUAAAAAUCCUUGAGAUUUUUUUUUUAAAUUUAGAAAAUCCUUUUCAUUCGUAAAUACCCCAAUGCAUGUAUACUAUAAUAUAAUGUGAAUACAUUUUAUUACCUAGAGUGUUUGUGGUAAAUUCCUGACCAAGCUGCCAUUUUAUAUGUGUCAAUUUACAUCGUAUUGUCUAUUCAGUAUUUCAAAUGUAUUUAUUAAUAUAUAGGUAUAAAUAAAUUGUGCGAAA
This is a messenger RNA of Zerene cesonia (dogface butterfly), 3994 nucleotides long. It is a transcript of the gene Rab27, whose product is annotated as ras-related protein Rab-27A. Bases 564 to 1193 code for a protein of 209 amino acids. Gene Ontology annotation, cellular component: melanosome; secretory granule. Gene Ontology annotation, molecular function: GTP binding; GTPase activity. Lineage: Eukaryota; Metazoa; Arthropoda; Insecta; Lepidoptera; Pieridae. The transcript has 5 exons. The record is from RefSeq and is a predicted model, not a curated record. Gene Ontology annotation, biological process: positive regulation of exocytosis; melanosome transport.